UGACUCGCUGGUCGUCGGCUCGGCGGAGUCGUGUGCCCGGCGUGCCCCGGACAUGCUCUGGCGCCUCCCAGCGAGCACGCUUCUGCCGCCGCUGCCCGCGCCGCCCGCCCCCUCGAUCGCGUCCCUCGCCGCCUCCCUCCCCUCUCCGGCCUCCGCCGUCGCCGCGUCCCCCCCCCCCUCCCGGACCCGCGAAUUUCCCGCAGAUCCGCCGGGGAUGUCGUCGUCCGCUUCCAGCGCCGAGGGGUACCCCGCCGCAGGCGGCGACUUCACGGAGGUCGUGAUCGUGCGGCACGGGGAGACGUCAUGGAACGCCUCGCGCAUCAUACAGGGACACAUGGAUGCAGAGCUGAAUGAUAUUGGAAGGCAGCAAGCUGUCGCGGUCGCCCAUCGGCUUUCUAGAGAAGUGAAAGCAGCUGCUAUAUACUCAUCUGAUCUAAAGCGAGCAGCAGAGACUGCCCAAACAAUUGCAAGAAUCUGCAAUCUACCAAAUGUUUUGUUCGAUCCAGCACUAAGAGAAAGACACAUUGGAGAUCUGCAGGGCAUGAAGUUUCAAGAUGCUGCUACAGAGAGGCCAGAGGCUUACAAAGCUUUUGUGUCCCACAAGAGAAACCAACCAAUUCCUGGUGGUGGAGAGAGUCUUGAUCAACUGUCAGAACGAUGUGUGUCCUGCUUGUACAACAUUGUUGAGAAACACAAAGGUGAGCGAGUGAUCGUUGUCUCGCACGGCGGCACCAUCAGGGAACUCUACCGGCACGCCAGCCCCACGAGGCCGCUCCACGGUAAGAUCCACAACACGUCGGUGAGCGUGAUCCUCGUGUCCGGCACCACCGGCCGCUGCAUCGUCAAGACGUGCGGAGACGUCAGUCACCUUCAGGAGGCCGGCGCCGGCGUCCUGGAGAACGCCUUCGGCGGCGAUAAGAACUCCGCCUGAUUGCUCUCCGGAUCCAGUCCCGGACCAUCUCGUGUGCUUGCCCGCGGCAUUUAUCACGUGCGGGGACGUCAGUCCUUUCAGCUGUACCAGUCAUCCUGUUCCUAUCAUUUGGCCGGGCGAUUGAUGGCGCCCGAUUCGGGAACGCUAGGGAAUUUCGCAGGAAUAGUUUUGGUUGCUCGCUGGACUUUU
Molecule: messenger RNA, 1120 nt
Organism: Panicum virgatum (switchgrass)
Lineage: Eukaryota; Viridiplantae; Streptophyta; Magnoliopsida; Poales; Poaceae
Product: phosphoglycerate mutase-like protein 4
Exons: 6
Coding region: 53-931 (292 amino acids)
Cellular component (GO): cytoplasm; cytosol
Molecular function (GO): phosphatase activity
Source: RefSeq, a predicted model, not a curated record